AUAGCUGUUUUUGUGACGUUGCGGUUGGAUGAACGUGCAAAAGUUACAAACGCGAAGGUAUCAAAUUUUCGUAGUUUCAUAUCGGAUAAACUGAACCACACAAUUCGUAGAUAAAUAGAAACGAGAGAUUGAUUGUUCUUAUUAGAGGGCCAUAUAUAACAUAGAUUUGGAGUUAUUUCCUUGAACAUUGUAACACAGAUAAAUUAAAACAACGACAAGAAAGGAACUAGCUGCAAAAUAACAGUCGUUAAGAGCGGUAAAAACUACUUGAGAAAAAGUGUCAAAUAAAAGCGCGACUGCUGAACUAACUUAUUCGUUAAAAACAACAACUGUUAAACCAUGUUGCCUGGCUCGAUGUACCCGAAGAAAACAUAUGGAAGAUCACUGUUUGUUGGUGAAUUUAAACACGCAGUUCAUCUUGCAGAAGAUAAGAAUGUGGUCAGUACAACUACGAGUACUGGGGGUAAAACAGAAGACGAAACCGAAAAGGGUGAUCUCAAGUCACCCGAUGAAGUCAGAGACCCUGUGCAAGUGUCACAGAAAACUUUGACGUUUGAGCAAGAUUCUGGUGGGAAAGCGGAGAAAGAGGAAGACAUAAAAGUCGUGUGGAAGAAAGCGACAAACCCGGGAGCUACUGUUGUUAAGUCCAAGAAGGGGCCCGCGUCGAAAGCGUUUUUUACUCCAGCAAGCACCGAGGAAAAAGAAAACCCAGCCGAGCAGGUUUUGGAUCUACCUGUUGUAAAAGAUGAGGCCACCUCUGAAGCCGACCCUCCAAAACCACUCAAGAAGAAAAAGCAAGGGCAGCAAACUUUGCCAGCGUUUCUUGUGAGAAAAAACUUUGUGCCCAAAGCUGGAACGAAAGCAAAAUCAUCCCCCAGAGCUUCGGAUGCAAGACAGCAGGAUAAGUUGGGAGUGAAAGAUAAAGAAGAGAGUGAAGCAGAAGAGAGCAUGGAGCAGAUGGAGGAGGAAGUGGGAGGAAAUGAAGAAAAUGAGCAGGGUGAGAGGGAUAGUGAAAAAAAAGAAGAACGACCUGAAGAAGGAGAUUUGGAUGCUGGAGAGAACGACACUGUUGAAUCCAACCAAGUAAGUGAGACAUCUGAACCUCAAACCCAACAAAAUGAUCAACCAGCGGAGGUCACUCUUACAGGGGAAGAUGAUGAGAGUGAAGUAAACGAAGAAACUAAGAAGUCGAUUGUUAUAAAACCGAGUGACUUGUCAGCUUAUGCUGGGAGAUUAGUAGAAGAUGACGACCACGGAAAACAACCAAUGUUUUGGAGCCAGAUGCGGUGGAAGACCUAAAGCGUGAUCUCGCUGAGAAAGGCAUCAUCACUCUUCCUCCCAGUCUACAUACGGAUCUAAAGCAAGAACUUCC
Messenger RNA from Ciona intestinalis (vase tunicate), 1372 nucleotides. NCBI's taxonomy places the organism in Eukaryota, Metazoa, Chordata, Ascidiacea, Phlebobranchia, Cionidae. The record is from RefSeq and is a predicted model, not a curated record.